Messenger RNA from Pedinophyceae sp. YPF-701, 1416 nucleotides. Lineage: Eukaryota; Viridiplantae; Chlorophyta; Pedinophyceae. The record is from the annotation of a GenBank genome assembly.
AUGACGGCGAUGUACAACGCGGCCGUGCAGGACCGCGACCGCGCGCUCAACGAGCUCGAAGCUGCGGGCACGAAGAUCGUUGAGGAGAGGGAGCGGCUGGCUGCGAUCCAGAGGGAGCUCGAGGAGCUGCGGGAGCAGCAGGCAGCGCACCACGCGCGGAGGCAGUCCCUCGGGGGCGAGGAGGACGCGGGGGACGGGCCCGGGAGCCCUGGCAGGGCGCAGUGGAAUCUGUCGGGGCCGCUGGCGGCGCAGCUGGCAGGGUUGGAGCUGAGCGACGACGUGCGGGAGAAGCUGCAGCAGGCGCUGCUGGACCUGGAGGCGGCGGGGCAGGGCGGGGACGAGGGCGCGGGGGACGACGCGAGGGCGGGGCGCGGGGGUGCGGCGGCGGGCGUGCAGGAGAAGCAGCCCGCGAGUCGGCGGCGGACGAAGCCGAAGUACACGGAGCUGCUGCACGAGAACGAGGCGCUGAUGCGGAAGUGCGCGAUGUCGAAGGGGAUUAUGAAGAAGCUGUACCGGAAGAACGUGGAGCUCCAGAAGGAGGCGCAAGCGGCGAGGGCGGACGCGGCAAUGGCGCGUUCUGCGCCGGUCGACUUCGAGGCCGCAGCUGCGUCCGCUGCCGCCGCGGCCGCCGCAGCCAAGGACGGCGGGCGCUCGGCGCCCGGUACGCCGAUGGCAGGCGAGAACCUGUUCGGCGAGCCCGACUCGCUGGCGACGCGCGCUCUCACGGAGAAGGACCGCAUCAUUUCGCAGCUGAAGUACGCGCUGGACGCGUCGCGGCGGCGAGCUGCGAUGCUCGAGCUCGCGGUCGCGGAGCAGCACGCGCACACCACGACGUACGGCCCGUCCGGCGGCGGUGGCGGCACCAAUGCUUCUGGCAAGCAGGCCGCCCCGACGAAGCAGCGCGAGAUGCUGCGGCAGAUGCAGUUCCAGGUGAAGCAGUACACAAACAUGAAGUCGCAGUACUACCGGCUGCUGCGGAAACGCGCGGACGCGGUGGAGCAGUCGGACAAAGUGGUGGGCGCAGUCAAGGCGCUCGUGCGGGACCUCCUGCACCGCCUCGAGGCCGAGAUCGAGGAGCGCGAGGCCGAGUCUGCGCUGUACAACGCCAAGCUGUACGAGCUCGAGCGCCUGCAGGCGGACUGGUACGUGGAGCGGCGGGUGCUCGAGGAGCGGCUAGCGGAGCGCGAGGAGGAGCUGGCGGGGCGCGACCGCCUCGACGGACGGAUGAACACGCUGGUCGCGGGGAUGCAUGCCAAGAUGGCCGCCAUGGAGCGCCAGCUCAGCACGCAGACGAGGGACGAGUCGGGGAGCGCGGGGGAGGCGGGGGGCGAGGCGGGCAGUGCGGGGGGCGCCGGCGGCGAGGGGGCAGGGCAGGCGGAGGGCGAGGGGGGCGGCGGGGAGGAGGGUGCGUCGUAA